This is a messenger RNA of Helianthus annuus (common sunflower), 1370 nucleotides long. RefSeq names its product probable pectinesterase 8. NCBI's taxonomy places the organism in Eukaryota, Viridiplantae, Streptophyta, Magnoliopsida, Asterales, Asteraceae. The record is from RefSeq and is a predicted model, not a curated record. Gene Ontology annotation, molecular function: pectinesterase activity. Gene Ontology annotation, biological process: cell wall modification. Bases 32 to 1210 code for a protein of 392 amino acids. The transcript is spliced from 5 exons.
ACCAAUCCUCUUCUUGUUGAUAAAAAGAAGCAUGACUUUUCGAUAUACAAAUUUCCGAUAUGCAAACGUGUUAUCUCUUCUCGUCGCGGUUUUAGCGAGCACACAUUUUCUAUCUACAAAUCUACAAUAUGUCAAACACCUCUUCGAGGAGUUCAAGGCUAUCUCAUUAUCCCCACAACCGGUUGUUAUAAGGUUAGAUGGUCACCACCACCAUCAUCAUGGGAAAAAGGCUAGUAAAGUUGACAUGUGUGAUACUUUCCCUAGUGAUUCUAUACCUCCCGAUACAAAUACCACGACGACGUUUUGUGUUGAUCAUAACGGGUGUUGUAACUUUACAACUGUUCAAGCAGCGGUUGAUGCAGUAAUUACACUCAACCCUAAGAGAACUCUAAUAUGGAUCAAUAGUGGCAUUUACUUUGAAAAGGUAAUAAUCCCAAAGACAAAACCCAAUAUAACGUUUCAAGGGCAAGGAUAUACAUCAACCGCGAUAGUAUGGAACGACACGGCUAAUAGCGCACAUGGCACGUUCUAUAGCGGGUCCGUGCAAGUGUUUUCUACAAACUUUGCAGCUAAGAACAUUAGCUUCAUGAAUGUGGCUCCGAUAGCUAAGCCAGGUGAAGUGGGAGCACAAGCUGUAGCGAUUAGAGUAGCAGGAGAUCAAGCUUCAUUUUGGGGGUGUGGCUUUUUUGGAGCUCAGGAUACACUUCAUGAUGAUAGAGGUCGACAUUACUUCAAGGAUUGUUAUAUUCAAGGUUCAAUCGACUUCAUUUUCGGCAAUGCAAAAUCAUUAUACGAGGAUUGUCAGUUGAUCUCGAUGGCACCACCGUUACCAAUGGGCCAAAAGAGCAUAAACGGAGUAGUGACAGCACAUGGAAGAGCAUCCGCUGACGAAGAUAGCGGUUUUGCAUUCGUGAGAUGCGCCAUUGGGGGUACUGGAAGGAUAUGGUUAGGUAGAGCAUGGAGGCCCUUCUCCAAGGUUGUCUUCGCUUAUACAUUUAUGUCCGACAUAGUUGCCCCUGAAGGCUGGAAUGACUUCAACGACCCCUCUAGAGACCAGAGUAUAUUCUAUGGAGAGUACAUGUGCAUGGGUGGAGGAGCUAACACAUCUACAAGAGUUCCAUAUGCCCAAAAACUCAAUGACACUCAAGCCUCUAUGUUUCUUAAUGCUUCUUUUAUAAACGCUGAGCAAUGGCUGCAACCCCAACUCUGAACAAAUACAAUUAUUACCUCGAGAACUCGCAAAAUCAAUCAAAAUUAUUCAUUCAUUUGUGUAUUUAUCUAAGAUUUUAACAAAACUAUUGAAAUACAACAUCGUUACGUGAAUAUCUUUAAAGAAUAUGUGUAUUUAUGUAAUUAAUAUAUUAUUAUAA